Messenger RNA from Gilbertella persicaria, 1788 nucleotides. Its product is annotated as T-complex protein 1 subunit gamma. Lineage: Eukaryota; Fungi; Mucoromycota; Mucoromycetes; Mucorales; Choanephoraceae. Gene Ontology annotation, cellular component: chaperonin-containing T-complex. Gene Ontology annotation, biological process: protein folding. Bases 30 to 1676 code for a protein of 548 amino acids. The transcript is spliced from 8 exons. The record is from RefSeq and is a predicted model, not a curated record. Gene Ontology annotation, molecular function: ATP binding; ATP-dependent protein folding chaperone; ATP hydrolysis activity.
UUUUCCUUUCUCUUCUUUAAUACAUCAAGAUGCAAGCACCUGUCCUUGUUAUGAAUACCAAUAUGGAACGCGAGUCUGGUCGUAAGGCUCAACUCUCGAAUAUUACUGCUGCCAAGACAGUGGCUGAUGUCAUUCGUACCUGUCUUGGUCCUCGAUCGAUGCUCAAGAUGUUACUUGAUCCUAUGGGUGGCAUCUUGUUGACAAAUGAUGGUAAUGCUAUCCUUCGUGAAAUAGAAGUUGAUCAUCCUGCUGCCAAGAGUAUGAUUGAACUCUCGAGAACACAAGAUGAAGAAGUAGGUGAUGGUACAACCAGUGUUAUUAUCCUUGCUGGUGAAGUGCUUGCUGCUGCCUUACCACACGUCCAAAACAACAUUCACCCUAUUGUGAUUAUCAGUGCUUUCAAGAAGGCCCUUGAAGAUGCUUUACAGAUUGUUGAAGAAAUCUCUACCCCUGUUGACGUGAAUAACACAGAAGAAAUGUUGACUCUUAUCAAAUCAUCUAUUGGUACAAAAUUCACCAGCAACUGGAGUGAGUUGAUGUGCAAGCUUGCUUUGGACGCUGUGCGUUGUGUUGCUAUGGAAGAAGAAGGUACUGGCAAGACUGAAGUUGAUAUUAAGCGUUAUGCUCGUGUUGAAAAGAUUCCUGGUGGUGAAAUUGAACAAUCUCAAGUCUUGGACGGUAUCAUCUUGAACAAGGAUGUUACUCACCCCAAAAUGCGUCGUCGUAUUGAAAACCCCCGUGUCAUCUUGUUGGAUUGUCCUCUUGAAUACAAGAAGGGUGAAUCUCAAACCAACAUUGAAAUUUCAAAGGAAACAGAUUGGAACCGUAUUCUUCAGAUUGAAGAAGAACAAGUCAAAGCCAUGUGUGAUAAGAUCAUUGCUUUGAAGCCUGAUUUGGUGUUUACUGAAAAGGGUGUCUCUGAUCUUGCACAACACUACUUUGUCAAGGCCAACAUCACAGCUAUCCGUCGUGUCCGUAAGACAGAUAAUAACCGUAUUGCCCGUGCUGUUGGUGCCACUAUUGUCAACCGUGUUGAUGAUCUCCGUGAGUCUGACGUAGGUACAAAGUGUGGUCUUUUCAACAUUGAUAAGAUUGGCGAUGAAUACUUUACUUUCUUGACAAAAUGCCAAGACCCCAAGGCUUGUUCUAUUGUCUUGCGUGGUCCUAGUAAAGACAUUAUCAAUGAAGUUGAACGUAACCUUCAAGACGCUAUGUGUGUUGCUCGUAAUGUCUUCUUCAGUGCCAAAUUAGCCCCUGGUGGUGGUGCCACUGAAAUGGCUGUUGCUGUCAAAUUAGAAGAAAAGGCCAAAUUGAUUGAAGGUGUUGAACAAUGGCCUUACAAGUCUGUUGCUGAAGCUAUGGAAGUCAUUCCCCGUACUCUGAUUCAAAACUGUGGUGGUAAUGCCAUCAAGACGCUCACACAAUUAAGAGCCAAGCAUGCUACUGGUGAACAUUCAUUUGGUAUUGAUGGUGAAGCUGGUAAGGUUGUUGAUAUGAAGGAUUACGGUGUUUGGGAACCUACUGCUGUUAAGGUCCAAACGAUCAAGACUGCUAUCGAGUCUGCAUGUUUGUUAUUACGUGUUGAUGAUAUUGUUUCUGGUCUUUCAAAGAACAGAGGACCUGCUCCUCAACAAGGUGGUGCUGAACAACAAGAGAUGAUGGAACAACAAAUGUAAUAGUAGCAUAAAACAGCAUAAAAUAAAUCCCAUUUUUUUUAAAGGAUAUAUAUAUAGAUAUAUACAUAUACACACACACACAUAUAUAUAAUAAAAUGUCUUGAUAAAAAGA